CUGGUGCUGUACCACUGGACGCAGUCCUUCUCCUCGCAGAAGGUGCGCUUGACCAUAGCCGAGAAAGCGCUCAAGUGCGAGGAGCACGACGUGAACCUGCCGCUGAGCGAGCACAAUGAGCCGUGGUUCAUGCGCCUGAACGCCUCGGGAGAGGUGCCCGUGCUGAUCCAUGGCGAGAACAUCAUCUGCGAGGCAACGCAGAUCAUCGAUUACCUUGAGGCCACCUUCAUAGAUGAGGAAGUACCAAGAUUAAUGCCAGAAGAAGGGAGCAUGUAUUAUCCCAGGGUGCAACACUACAGAGAGCUUUUGGACUCCUUGCCUAUGGAUGCCUACACGCAUGGCUGCAUCCUGCACCCUGAGCUGACAGUGGACUCCAUGAUUCCAGCCUAUGCCACCAGCAGAAUUCGUAGCCAAAUAAGUAACACGGAAUCAGAGCUGAGGAAACUCGCACAAGAGAACCCAGACCUUCAAGAUGCCUAUAUAGCAAAACAGAAGCGCCUUAAAUCUAAGCUGCUGGAUCAUGAUAAUAUAAAAUACCUAAAGAAAAUCCUGGAUGAACUGGAUAAAGUUUUGGAUCAGGUUGAGACUGAAUUGCAGCGGCGAAAUGAGGAAACCCCAGAAGAUGGGAAUCAGCCUUGGCUCUGUGGGGAUUUCUUCAGCCUGGCUGAUGUGUCCCUCGCUGUCAUAUUACACCGCCUCAAGUUCCUGGGGCUGGCAAGAAGAAACUGGGGGAAUGGGAAGCGACCCAACUUGGAGGCCUACUACGAGCGUGUCCUGAAGAGAAAAGCCUUUUGCCAAGUGCUGGGACACGUCAACAACAUCUUGAUCUCGGCUGUGCUGCCCACGGCCUUCCGUGUGGCCAAGAAGAGGGCUCCCAGGGUGGUGUGCAGCACACUGCUGGUGGGGCUGCUGGCGGGAGUGGGCUACCUGGCCUUCCUCUGCCUGCGCAGGAGGUUGGCCAACGUGAUGAUGUCCAUCAGAACCAGGCAAAGCUACUUCUAG
This is a messenger RNA of Indicator indicator, 1002 nucleotides long. RefSeq names its product ganglioside induced differentiation associated protein 1 (gene GDAP1). The transcript is spliced from 6 exons. NCBI's taxonomy places the organism in Eukaryota, Metazoa, Chordata, Aves, Piciformes, Indicatoridae. Gene Ontology annotation, cellular component: mitochondrial outer membrane. The record is from RefSeq and is a predicted model, not a curated record. Bases 130 to 1002 code for a protein of 290 amino acids. Gene Ontology annotation, biological process: mitochondrial fission; mitochondrial fusion.